This is a messenger RNA of Cooperia oncophora, 582 nucleotides long. The record is from the annotation of a GenBank genome assembly. Lineage: Eukaryota; Metazoa; Nematoda; Chromadorea; Rhabditida; Trichostrongylidae.
AUGGCGGUUCGUCAGCCUUCAGUUAUUUGGGCACAACGAGAGUCAUUUUUAUAUGUUACAAUUGAAAUUGAUGAAGUUACUGUUGAUGAUCUCACCGCCGACAAUAAUAAAUUGCAUUUCAAAGGAACCAGCCACACCGAGGUUUAUGAGACAACCUUGGAGUUUUACGAUGAAAUUGUGGGCAGCGAUAUGAAGCGUACGCCUACAAAUACUCGAGUCAUUGAGUUGAAUAUUCCUAAGAAGGAAGCAAAGUGGUGGCCUCGACUUUUGAAAGAAAAAGGGAAGGUCCACUGGUUGAAAGUAGAUUUCGAUAAGUGGAAGGACGAAGAUGACUCUGGUGCUGAAGACGGGAUGCCAUUCGGUGGCUCAGGAGCAGGCGGAUUUGAUCUCAAUUCAUAUAUGAAUCAAAUGGGAGGUGGAGGCGGCGCCCCUGACUUUGAUGGACUUGACGAUGAUAGUGAUGGAGAAAUGCCGGACCUUGAAGAUGACGAUGACGAAGCAGGUGACAAGGACAAGAAGGAUGAAGAAAAAGCCGAAGAGAAAGCAGAGGAAAAAGCCGAAGGAAAGGAAAACAAGGAAUAA